AUGGCCAGCAACAAGCUCACCAAGGUCAACCAUGCGGCCGGCAUCUUCGCCGACAUGUCAGUCGACGGGCCGGCCAUCGGCACCCUCGUCGCCAUCAUUGAUCGCGCAAAGAAUUUACCCAAUCGCAAGACUAUGGGGAAGCAAAACCCAUACUGCGCUGCACGACUUGGCAAGGAAGCAAAGAAGACUGCAACAGAUAUGAGAGGUGGACAAACCCCGAGAUGGGACUUUGAAUUACGCUUCACCGUGCACGAGUCUCCGGACUACUUCAAACUGAAGGUUUCCGUGUUCAACGACGACAAAAAGACUGACCUGAUCGGUGAAACCUGGGUUGACUUGCACAACUUGAUCAUCCCAGGAGGAAGCCAGAAUGACCACUGGCAUACUCUGCAGUGCCGGGGUAGAUAUGCUGGAGAGAUUCGGAUCGAGAUGACCUAUUAUGACACCCGCGAGCAGGAUGAGAUGGUCAUUGAGCGACGAAAGGUGGCAGCGGAGAGAGUUCAGGGGAAGCCUACCAGUUCAUUAGGACCUGGUUCCUCGGGCUUGUCAGGCCCUCGGCAAUUGGAGAAGAUCAAGCGACGUCCUUUGCCAACCGAUCCAACAGGUGCAGCUCCUGCAAGACCGGCCACCCUUGAGAAAACCCAAUCUGCUCCGCCACCAUUGCAUCACCCAAUGCCGUCGCGGCCCGUCGUGGGAGAUCAUACCAACUCCAUGCCCCCAGCCGUGGGUUCAGAUACGCCUCGUCAGCCAGUCUCCCCCCCUCCUCGAAGUGGAUACGAUGCGCCAGAGGAUUACCAGGAUAUUCCACAGCCGGCUCCAAUGCUUCCUCCGGCAGGAAUGAUUCGUCGGGCUACGCAGGAACUUCCCUAUCCUUCCGACACCCAGUUUGACUCUCGCUCACAAGAGCCACCAAGUCAACAUGACUUUGGGGCCCCUCGAGACCAACGGCCUUCUCUGCAUGAGAUGGAUGGUCAUGCGAGGAAUUUUUAUGAGCCCGGGCCUCGAAGUCACGGUGGUUCAGGACAUACGGACCAACCCCGGUACCACCCCGAGUCCGAUCAAUAUGGCACAAUCGCAAACAAUUCGCCGCAAGUACCACCAGGAUACGGUCAUGAACUGCCGCCCUCUGAUUUCGCCCGCCCCACCUCCUCUUCGGGGCCGGCAGACGGUUCUCGGUAUUACUUACAGAAUGCCAGACAGUAUCACCCCGAGUAUGCGAAUAUGCAGCCGCGUGUCGAGGAUGAAGAAGAGGAUGGCCCCCCUCCUCCACCACCCGUUCAUCGAUCUAGGAUGGCACAGCCGUCCAGGUCGCCUGUCGGACCGCCCGCUGGAUCUUCUUUUACAUCUUACCCUCCUGACCACCUCGGCCAGUCAAGAUCACAACCAAACCCUAUGCCACUCAACAUAUCGCCGUCUUUGGGCCGAGGAGUCCCCCAAGACAUGCCUCCAGUUGAUGACGGAGCAGUGAUGCCUCCUAGUCUGGUGGCAGGAUACGAUCCUAUAAUAGCCGAUGACGAGUCUGAGAGGGCAAUUCACGAAAGCCGGGCUAUUCGAAGACGCAGUUCACACUUUGACGAUGAGAUGAUGAUUUCUCAAGCAGCCUCAUCCGCGCCUGUAACGGCACCGGUGCUUUACGGAGCUCCCAUUUAUCCUCUGCGGACAUCUCCACAGCCCGUGAAUGAGCGACCCACCUCCAGCAGAGGCGGUUCAGUCAGUCCAGACACACGGUCGGUGACUCGGAAAUCAGUCAGUCCGCAGCCGCCAUCUAUGGGUGACCGUGGCAGCAAUUCCUCCAUUCCAUACUCGCCCGACUCCUUUAAUGCCCUGAAUCCCAAUACUUCCCGUGCAGGAAGCCGAGAUCUUUCUCCCGCAUACGAUUCUCCCACUAAAACGAGGGCUGAGAGCGAACCGCCUCAGCACACAGGGCCCAUCAUUGGUGACGAUGGCCGCGAGAUUGAUCCGUCAGACCAUCUGCCUACGGAUACUUGGGCCCCCGAGCCGGAGAAGAAAACCCGUAAGCCUGAGGUUAUCAUCCGCUUCAAGCAUUCGGCAAGGCCAAGCUCCCGGGAUAAUGAAUCUUCUUCCCGCAAUGCCGGGCCACCGCGUGUGGGAUUCAAGAGCGUUCCGGACACGGGUAAACGGUACACGCCGAGCCACAUCUACGCAAGUCCGGAUCCUGUCGAGCGAACUCCACCUCGUGGACACGAGAGCCAUGACAACUACACGCACAGCAGAGGUUACAGUACCUCAACCUCCACGCCGACCUAUCGACCUACUUCUUCACACCGAAGUUCCGUAUCUCCAACGCCAGGCUCUCGUUCCCCGAUCUACGACUACAACCAGGGCCCUUCGAUCCCAUCAAAGGCCUCCAUCUCUCAGGUCCCUCCCCCAACCUAUCCCGUCAUGCCCAGCAACCCGAAUAGCGGCCACCCAGGUAUGGAUGCUCUGAGUCGAGAACUUCAGACCAUCAACAUUGGGUCAGCGGGAUGCAGCCCCGGGCGUGGUGCGACUCGAAAGUACGCGCCCAGGCCGUCGGUCACCAUGGGCUACGCCAACUGA
Penicillium lagena is the source of this 2559-nucleotide messenger RNA. RefSeq lists its product as uncharacterized. The transcript is spliced from 3 exons. NCBI's taxonomy places the organism in Eukaryota, Fungi, Ascomycota, Eurotiomycetes, Eurotiales, Aspergillaceae. The record is from RefSeq and is a predicted model, not a curated record. The coding region runs from base 1 to 2559 and encodes 852 amino acids.